Messenger RNA from Zea mays, 2494 nucleotides. RefSeq lists its product as uncharacterized. Gene Ontology annotation, molecular function: ATP binding; RNA helicase activity; nucleic acid binding. The record is from RefSeq and is marked validated. Lineage: Eukaryota; Viridiplantae; Streptophyta; Magnoliopsida; Poales; Poaceae.
CCGCCGCCGCCGCGCGCCGCUGCCUAGAUCCGCCUUCCCUCCCCCGCUCCCCGCCGCCAUGGCGUCCUCCCGCACCUCCUGGGCCGACGUCGCCGACGCCGAGCCCGCCCCGCCUCCCCCGGUCGCCGCCCCCGCCGCCGCAUCCAACGGCCCCGCGCGUUCCUCCUACGUUCCGCCCCACCUCCGCAACCGCCCACCAGCCGCCGCCGCCGCCGCGCCCGCCUCCGCCGCCCCGCCGCCGCGCUCCACCGCCGGCCUCCUCACCCGCACCGGCGGCGGCAGCAGCUUCGGUGCGGGCGGCGGCGGAGGAUUCGGCGGGGGCCGCGCCCGCGGCGGUGCCCGGUGGGACCGCGAGCCGGACCCGUUCGCGGACUCCGCCGCCGACGCCGAGGUCCCGUUCGACGAGCACCAGAACACGGGGAUCAACUUCGACGCGUACGAGGACAUCCCGGUCGAGAUGUCCGGCCGCGACAUCCCGCCCCCCGUCUCCACCUUCGCCGACAUUGACCUCGGCGACGCGCUCAACGAAAACAUCCGCCGGUGCAAGUACGUCCGCCCCACCCCCGUGCAGCGCCACGCCAUCCCGAUCUCGCUCGCCGGCCGCGACCUCAUGGCCUGCGCGCAGACGGGCUCCGGGAAGACCGCCGCCUUCUGCUUCCCCAUCAUCAGCGGCAUCAUGAAGGCCCCGUCCGCGGGAAGGCCGCAGCGGGGCGGCGGCAUGGGGAUGAGGACCGCUUACCCGUCCGCGCUCAUCCUCUCCCCGACUAGAGAGCUCUCUAUGCAGAUUCAUGAAGAGGCGAGGAAGUUUUCGUAUCAGACUGGUGUUAGGGUAGUUGUCGCUUAUGGAGGAGCGCCAAUUACUCAGCAGUUAAGAGAGCUUGAGAGAGGUGUUGACAUUCUUGUGGCUACACCUGGCCGAUUGGUUGAUUUAUUGGAAAGGGCAAGAGUAUCUCUACAGUCAAUUAGAUACCUUGCUCUUGAUGAGGCAGAUAGAAUGCUUGAUAUGGGGUUUGAACCACAAGUUAGAAGAAUUGUUGAGCAAAUGGACAUGCCACUUCCAGGUGCCAGGCAGACAAUGCUGUUUAGUGCGACGUUCCCAAAAGAGAUCCAGAAAAUGGCAUCGGAUUUCCUGGAUAACUACAUCUUCCUGGCUGUUGGAAGAGUUGGGUCAAGUACUGAUUUGAUUGCCCAGCGAGUUGAGUUUGUGCAGGAGGCAGAUAAAAGAAGCCACCUGAUGGAUCUUCUUCAUGCACAAAGAGAUACAGGAAAGCAAACUCUCACGCUUGUCUUUGUGGAAACCAAGAGGGGCGCUGAUUCAUUGGAAAGCUGGUUGUGCAUGAAUGGGUUUCCAGCUACUUCUAUUCAUGGAGAUAGAAACCAGCAGGAAAGAGAAUAUGCUCUGAGGUCCUUCAAGAGUGGGCAAACUCCUAUUUUAGUUGCAACUGAUGUGGCAGCUCGGGGCCUCGACAUUCCUCAUGUUGCUCAUGUUGUCAACUUUGAUCUCCCCAAUGAUAUUGAUGACUACGUACACAGGAUUGGAAGAACUGGAAGAGCUGGGAAGAGCGGACUUGCCACUGCCUUCUUCAAUGAUAAUAACUCAUCACUGGCAAGAUCUCUUGCUGACCUAAUGCAAGAAUCUAACCAAGAGGUACCUGCAUGGCUAUUGCGCUAUGCAGCUCGUCCUUCUUAUGGUGGUGGUGGUGGUGGGAGGAACCGGCGAUCAGGGGGAGGGAGCCGCUUUGGUGGCCGUGACUUCCGCAAUGAUUCUUCGUCAUUUGGCAAGGGGGGAUCCCGUGGUGGUGGUGACUACUAUGGUGGAGGCAGCAGUGGUGGUUAUGGUGGUGGCGGACACGGUGGAGCUGGGGCUCCGAGUGCCUGGGAUUGAUGUUACAGUUGCUCCCAAGUAGAGGGGUCUGCCAAGUUUAGGUCACUUUUUACUCUAGUUCUAUUUAGGUAUACAUUUUUGGUAGGAGCUGUUAUACAGCAACAAGUACAAGGUGAAUGUGGUCAUCCCCUUUCUUCUUCUGGUUGCUACUGGCUGCAGUCUUAAUCUUGCAGAUGUUCAUUACGAAGAGGGUCUUGAGGACAUUCAAGCACACGAGAUUCCUAGUUAGGUGAAAUUCCUUGGUAGGGAUAGUAGCUAGGCUCUGACAAGUAGUGCUUGGUGCCCUUUGCUCUUUUUCCCUUUGUCAGCGUCGAAUUUUGGUGGUCGGUUGUAAAGCUUGUGUUGAGGGGGCUUUUGCGGCUUGAUUUUUGUCCUGGAUUCGAGUUUUGACACCGGAGGUUGAAGAAGCGGUAGGAUGAUGGUAGUCCUUUAGAUCCUGUUGUAAUGUAUUUAACUGUGAGGUGAGGCUGGACACAAUAAAUUCUGUAGGCGUGUUUAGAGGAAGAAGGGGGAAGUUGUGUGUGAUGGUUUCUUCAGAGAAGAUUCCUGCUACUGUGUACUUCGAAUCUGUUUUUGGAUGGAGUUAAAUUGACAUUAUCGAUGUCGUCC